UCAUCCUCCUGUCGUCGUGCUGAGCAGGCGGUAGCUAUUUUAGCUAAACAGACCGGCCACAUUCACAGAGAAACUGACUAAAACUGCUUGGAUACCUCGUUAAAGACUGGUGGACUUAACCGGACACCCCGCUAGGUUCUGCUAAAAUGUCCAGUAACAGUAAAUCUCUGUUGUUGUUACUGCAGCGGUGUGUCGCAGUCAGGCAGCUAACGUUGUCGACGGGGAUCAAAUCAAGAGCCGGCGUCUUGUCGGGCAGGUGUGGGAUCAUUCAGCAGCGGACAUGGACAUCGACAACCCGGACAGUGUGUCUGGAGAGACUCUGUCAGCUUCAGUCCACAGUGACGAGCAGCCGGUACAGCCUCUGCACCAAGGCAGGAGCGACUAGCGAGGAUGAAUACCCACCACUGCCGGCCUAUUCGGCUGAGGCAGAACCAGAGAAGGAGGUGUACAUCGUGCAGGUGAAAGGUCUCCCGUGGUCGUGCUCGGCUGAGGACCUCCUGCAGUUCUUCUCAGAGUGUAGGAUCCGUGACGGGGUAAACGGGAUCCAUCUCACUGGGAACUGGCUGGGUAAGCUGUCGGGCAUAGCCUUCAUCGAGAUGGAGCACGAGGAGGACGUCAGGAAAGCCCUGGAGAAGCACCGACAGUACCUCGGCCGACGUUAUGUUGAAGUGAAUGAAGUGACAAACAGGGAUGCUGAAGCCGUCCUGAAGAAAACUAUCCAAGCUCCAGAUGAUGACGCUGUGGUGCGGCUCAGAGGUCUCCCCUUCAGCAGCACAGAGGCCGACAUCGUUCAGUUUUUUUCAGGUUUGGAUAUAGUGGAGAAUGGCAUCACCAUCGUCACCGACUAUGGAGGAAAAAACUCUGGACAGGCCUUUGUGCAAUUUUCUUCUCAAAAAGCAGCCGAUGAAGCUCUGCAGAGAGACAGAGAGAUCAUGGGAAACAGAUACAUCGAGGUGUUUCCGAGCAGAAGUGAAGAGAUUCAUUCUAGGAAGAGGCCGAGGAAUUCAGGUCCUCCUCAGACCAGCUUUCAGUCAGCGGACAGGUGGACUCCCUCACAGAACAUCCCCAGAACUAUGUUCCCUCCGGGCUCGGACUGGCCGCUUCAUAACGUCCACGUGAGAGGACUUCCUUUCCAGGUGUCCGGAGAAGACAUCGUUAGGUUCUUCUCUCCUCUAGUUGUGUCAAAGAUCCUGAUCGAAUGCUGUCCAGCCGGCAGGCCGAACGGAGAGGCCGACGUUUACUUCAGCUGCCAUCGGGACGCCAUGGCCGCCAUGUCCAAAGACAGACAGCACUUAGGAGGGAGAUACAUCGAGUUAUUCCUGAACUCUGUACCUGAAUCUGAUGGAAGGUGAAUGCUGACACACAGAUGCCAAACACAUAUAAUAACACAUACACAAUGGCAAUAGUACUCAUAUUACAGCCUGGCUUGGAAAUCAAACAAUAAACAUUACUGGUGUCAGAAUAAAAACUGCCUUCAUUGUCUCUCUCCAGUAAGAGGGAGGGAAUUCAUUACAAUAUGAGAUCUGUAUAGGCAACUUAUAAUAAAGGUGUAUUUUAAUAUUAGUAGAGGUUACUAGUGUUGUAUUUAAGAGACAAGAUAUUACAAAAAUGGUUUGUGUUAAAUGAAGAGUUUUCCAAACAUUUGCUGUGAAUUUUGUGUUCUUCAAACUGAUGUUGCAAGAAAAUCUACAAAAUGUGUUUCUGUACACAAAAUAAUUCAGAGGAACAAACAAGUCGCAUCCUGCACACUGAGACAUGUUCUCUGAGGUACUGAGGGCUUUUAGUUUUUGCUGACAGAGGAGGAUUGAAGUGUCAGGACUGAGCUCGUCAUGCUCCUGGCUCAUCGGGAUGCUAGUGAAGUUAAACACAGAUUAAAAUAAUCAAGUCAUACGCUGGUUAAAAUGUAAACGUUUAUUGUUGAUCUAAGAAGCAUUUCCAUCUCACGUGUUAAUUUCAGCAAGAAUGACUAAGCGUUUAACUGGUUUUACUGAGCUUCUAAUAAUUCUUCAUAUAAAUCAACAAAACAUAAAAAUAGCUGUUAUAAAUGUGCACUGAUAUGCCUACUUCAAACCAGGCAGGCAGAGAGCCAUGCAUUUAAAAGUGCCAUAGUAUGUUACAUCGGCCAGAAAAGGAGUUGGAUUAUCCAGAGAAGAGUCUAGAAUCUGAAUGCUGGAUUCAACGAUUCAAGAUAAACCAGACGCUGGUAUGACAAAAUAUUCACUGUCAGCAGGAGAUGAUUUGAAGCCAUUUUGUUAAUGCCACAUCUAGCACAGAACACAACAGCAACAGUAAAGAAACAUUAUACCCAGAAUAUUCAGCUUUGUUAACUUAAUGGAAUAGUCUGACAUUGUGUGUGCCGUAAAUAUGAAGCUACAUCCAGUUAGCUUAGCAUAAAGACCAUCUGGCUCAGUUGAAAGGUAACCAAAUCUGCCUUCCAGCUCACUAACACAUUGAAGACUGCAGGAGGGGACUGCUCCUGCCGGGCCAGGCACCCUCUCCCCCCCACCACCUCUAGUCUUUGUGCUAAGCUAAGAUAACCGGCUGCUGGCUGUAGCUUCAUACUGAACGGACACACAUGAGAGUGGUGUGAGUCGUCUAACUCACCGCAAGAAAGAGAAGGAGUGCACUGACCAAAAUGUCGACACAUUCCCUCCACAUAACAGCUGAAAAGCAAAAUCAGCACUGUUCUAUAGUCUGACCAAAGCUGGAUGAUCAAAUGUGCAUCAAAUAUUGAUAUCAUGAUAAGAGACUCAGUCUAGGAUUUUGGUUAUAAUAUUGUGAUAAAACUUAAAUAUUUGUCUUUUCCUGGUCUUAACUUCUGCAUUACAGUUUUCUUAACUACUUCAGACUGAGUGCACUAAUAAUGUAUGUUCAUGUAAGAUUAUUUGAACAAUUUUGUGAGGGUAUAAAAAGCUUUUGACUGCACAUGCAUUUUUCCCAAAUUGCUGACACAUUUAAUAUCAUAGUAAAAUGUAUGAAAGUAUGAAUGAAUCAGAUGCCACGCAGAGAACAAACGUGUGAAAAUACAAGCUUCAUCACCAUCUGCAUCGCAAACUGAAUUGUAUAUGAUCAACUACUGUGUUAUAAUGCAGUGCAGUCGUCCAGUUUUUUCAUUUUAAUCUCUUAAAACUGAGGUUAAAAAUGUUGUCAGUUGACCUUUUCAUCAAUAAUCUGUGGUGGAAAGUCAGUUUUUAAAUGCAUGAGAUGAUUCAAGGUGUCUUUUUUUAAAUCAGUAAUCUCCAACCAGGUGCCAUUUUCAGCUUUUUGAGUGCAGGUUUUCACCAGAUAAAAAUAUCACAGCAGCUCAACAGCUCAACACACACAGUCAGCCAGAAGGGAUGACUUACAGCUACGCCUGUACUUGAAAAAUAAAAAACCUGCAUCCAAACUCUUAAUGGCGCAUGUUCGGACAUUACUACCUUAAAGUAACUAAAAUAUUGAAAGUUCAGAACUCGCAGGACUUCAUCACGUCUCAGGUCACGAAGUCAGAAAGUGCAUUUUUGCAGUGCCAGUUACAAAUCAAUGCCUCUGGUUUCUACUGAUCACCGUGUCUUCCAGUAAAAUGCUGAGAUGUUUCAUGUUGGUGUUGAAGCGUAUUGUUGGAGUAACAGAGAGAAGCAGGUGGUACACACAGUCUCUGGGAGAAUGGAGGAAGGUAAUGGCAGCUCUUUGGACACGCAGCUCUCACAGAAAACCCCACUGCAGUUCUUACACUGUUUCUAGAGAAGGAAAAACAGGAUUAUAACACUUAAGGCACCAAAAGCCCUGUAGUAAAAUUGUGAUUUUCCCCUGAACUCAAAAGGUCCAAUAAGCCAUCUGAUAUUUCUUUUUAUAAUAUCUAAUUUACUUUUAUUUUAGUAUUAAAACUGCACAGCAUCUGCAUUAAUCCAUCUGAAUGUAAAAGGAACUAUUGUUUCUUUCAAGUGUUUCCAUGCUACCAAAGUUUCUAGGAGAUUAAUCUCCAUAUUUUAAAAUCUGAACUGCGCUGGGAGCAGCCCCAUCAUCUAAAAUCUUUGGAAAUCACUUUAGCAUUCUUGUGAUUCAAAUUGUUGGACAAAAUGUUACAGAUCCAAACAAAGCUAAGAGUCUCCGGCCCUGCUGGCAGCUCUGUGACGCUGGCACAGGAGAGCGCCAGGCUAAAUGCUAACAUCACCAUGCUAACACGCUCACAGUAACAAUGCUAACAUGCUGAUGUUUAUACUGCGCAACAUGUUUGUUUAGCAUCUUAGUAUGCUAACAGUAGCUAAUCACACUAAUAAAAAAGUGUAGUUGUUGGCAUCUGUGUGGUGUAACAAAGACAGGGGGGCUGACCAGAUAUGUAACCAUAUUAACCUUGCUUUCAAUUUGACAAUCAGUUGUCAGUUUGGUUUUGCUCAUUUUGUUUCCAA
Molecule: messenger RNA, 4388 nt
Organism: Chelmon rostratus (copperband butterflyfish)
Lineage: Eukaryota; Metazoa; Chordata; Actinopteri; Chaetodontiformes; Chaetodontidae
Gene: grsf1
Product: G-rich RNA sequence binding factor 1
Exons: 10
Coding region: 147-1352 (401 amino acids)
Cellular component (GO): ribonucleoprotein complex
Molecular function (GO): RNA binding
Source: RefSeq, a predicted model, not a curated record